CUUCCGCUUUGGAACCUCUUCACCCCAUCAUCACCGUCCGACCUUCCCCCCUCCCACCCACUUCGGCAUCCCAAUGGCCUCGCGGCCGAAGCUGCGGCUGCUGUGCCUCCACGGGCGCUGUCAGACCUCGGCGACCUUCCAGGGGAAGAUCGAGCGACUCAUCGCGAAGAGCGCGAGUUGUGCGGACUUUGUGUUUGUCGAUGGGCCGGUGGAGCUGCCACUGCAACAUGAAGAGCGGGUGAACACGAAAGGAUGGUGGGAGGAAGGUGAAGCUCGAUCGCUGCACGCGCCGCGCAUACGAGAGGUGCUCAGCCAAGCAUGGAGCGAGUUGGGCCCCUUCGAGGGGGUGCUGGGCUUCUCGGAAGGCGGACUCGUGGCGCAACUGGCCUGUCACUGGGCUUCGGAGGGCGAGUCGCCCUUUGCUUCGCUGCGCUUCGGAAUCUUUGCGGCCUCCCCGGAGCUCACAGAGUCCUGCGCCGCGGAAGGGAUGAAGUCGCUGCACAUGGCCUCCAGCAAGGACACCGUGGUGCCUUUGGAGGAAAGCAAGCGCCUUGCGGCCCGCUUUUCCAAUGCCGAAUGGCUGGAGCACGAGGCCGGCCACGUCUUCUCGCAGCGCUCGGAGGAUCUGCGCCGCCUGGGCGAGUUUCUGGAGCUCCGCCGGGAGCAGCUGCUGCCCGAGGAGCUCGCGAGUGUGGAGGAGGUCGAGGCAGAUGAUCGGCUGAGCCAAGAGCAAAAAGAUGAGGUUGAGGCCUUGGCCUCCAUCUUCAUGGAGGAGUUGACCAUCUUCAAGCCCACCUGCCCCGUGCGUCUCGCCGUCAAGGUCCUCCACGAGCGGGCCUCCUUGCGUUUCUUUUUCCCGCCUUUGUAUCCACAAGUGCCCUGUGUCUGCGACUUGGAUUCCGAGGAUUUGGGUGUCCAACUGCGCCGGCGAGAGCUCUUAGAGGCGGUCGAAGCCGCCCGGGAGCCAGAGGGCUUCCCGAGUGUCAUGGCCAUGGUGCAGGAGGCACAACGAUGGAUUGAAGAGCACGGGGUCACAAUCGAUCAAGGUCUUCCAAGCGAUGGCACUGCAGAAGAGGACGAACCUGCAGAAGCCUGGUGGCUUUGUGAAGAUGCGCAAGUUGACCAAGAACUCCUGACCCAAGCAGAGAAGAAGGCCGCCGAGCUUUUGCCGGACGGCAGCUCUGGCAGCAGAUCCUGGGCGCGACAGUGUGGCGCCGGCGCCUACGGAAAACCAUGGCGCUUUACAGUGGGCUUGGUGGGGAAACCCUCAGCAGGAAAGUCGACGCUCUUCAACGCGGCCACACGUUGCGAAAAGGAAGCAGCGAUGGCUCCACAUCCUUUCACGACCAUCGACCCCAACGUGGAGCCCGGCUGGUUUGCUGUGCCCUGCCCCUCCGUGACGCUCCAAUGCCAGGACGAGUGCGAACCAGAGCAUGGACGGGCCGACCGUGGGCAGCGGCGCUUUCCGCUGCUGGUGAAGGAUGUGGCUGGACUGGUGCCAGGUGCCUAUUUAGGCUAUGGCCGUGGCAACGCCUUCCUCAACGACCUCCUCGACGCCGAUAGCUUGGUGCACGUGGUGGACGCCUCCGGGCGCAGCGACGCCGAAGGCGUGGACCACGGCAAGGCCGGCAAAGGGCAUGAUCCAUUGAAGGAUGUGGAGUGGGUCCGGCAAGAGAUCCACAUGUGGAUAUUCUGCAAUGUGCGCGCGAAGUGGCACUCGGUGCGUAAGAGGGCAAAAUUCGCCCCCCUGCAGCCUUUGGCGGCCGAGCGGCUCUUUGGACUCUUCACAGGCUACCAUUGCUCCCAACAGCUGGUUGCACAAGUCUACGAAUCCACGGGCCACCGCAUCGCCACACUGCCCCAGGACGUCCUGAACUGGAGCGAAUUCGACCUUCAUUUGCUGGUCGCUUGCUUCCUUCGGGUCCGCUUCCCCAUCGUGAUCGCUUUGAAUAAGGCGGACACGGCAGAAGCUCAAGAGCACAUCGUGAGAGCGCAGGCUGCCUUGGGCAAUGCUGUGGCAGUGUCCGCGCGCAGUGAGCUGUGGCUGCUGCAGCAGCAACGGAAAGGUCAUCUGACCUAUCUCGAAGGCGGAGGCCCCCAGUCCAUCGCAAUCACCGAGCAUGCACCUGAAGAUGUCCGCGACCAGGUGUCUCAGCUUCGGCAGAAGGUGCUGGAGGUUUAUGGCUCCACGGGUGUCAUGGAGGUGCUUUCGCGCGCGGUCCUGCAACGGAGCCCCGUGUUUUGCUGCCCCGUGAGCGAGUUUACCACCCUUCAGAGCUUGUCCAGCGGUGGCUAUUCGACCAAGUCGAAGUUAGUCACGAUGAUGAUGUUGCGACCUCUCUCCACAGUCGAGGAGGCAUCGUUGAGCUUCUGGAUUCUUGUGAUCGGAUUUCUGCUCCACACAUGAGCUUUGACAAAGAAUGUCCCGCGGAAACCCAUAGGAGUUACGAAGAUGGUGUUCCUCAAAAUAAGGCAGGUACGGUACGGUAUGUUGUCAUAGCCGGGGGGUCACAGGUGAGACAUUUGCUUCGGCUCGAAGAAGAUUGUUUUGUUCGAUUCCAGCCUUCCCAUCCGCUUAGUGCCAGUUUGUGGUUAGACUUGUCCAAGUCGAAUGGAAUCUCUCCCAGCAAGUAAGAUGGUGGUGGCGCAAAACUGGGGCUCCACGGCCGGCUGUAGCACAGACUGGCCUUUGAAAUGCUGCUCAGGGAGGCACCAGGGGGGCCCAUAGUUGCCUACCUUGCAGAUUCUCGGCACCGAAGUCGUUCAUGCGGCCUUGAAGAAUGAGCCACUUGGAGACGGACCUGUCGGGACGAUGCGACCGAAGCCACGGACAACCGGCAUCAGCAGGUCAGCAGCGUGGUUGUUCCGACUCAGCAGAAGGAGGUCGAUCUAGUCAUGGGAUCUCAUGGGCUUUCAGCCUGCAGGUUUCGCUCAAUUCCAGGAAUCAGAGUCGCACAGAUCGCCCCAUGUCUUAAAACAACGGUGUGCAAAGCGAGAUCGUGAUAGGACGGGACGUGCAAAUGUGUGCAUCGUUUUUCCAAGGGUGCUUACAGGACACUUUGGGUUUUUGUUGCUUGCCAUUCGUUUGCGAAUGUGAUGCUAUGUAUAUAUAUAUAUAUUUCCCUUCUUGGCGACUGACGGGAGAAAUGGUUCUGGUUGGCUUCACAUUUUGACUUAAGCGCGGUUUCUGUAUUUGUUUUAAUAUAUAUAUAUAUAUAUAACAUGUAAAAAAAAGACUGGUACAGUCCCUGGAAACAUGGCGCCUUGGAAGACCAUUUUCGCCUACAAACAGGGGUUUUCCACUUCCAUGUGAGUUCCAGGCAGUCUAUGAAAUUCGUAAAUAUGCAUGACUUCAUCUUAGAGACAGCAGGCCAAACUUCCACGCCAUGAACCGAAACCUGCGCCGGGAGACGCGCGGAGUUUCGCGCGUUGCGGAGCUUCUUGGCCAAACACGGGAUGGAGCAAAGCACUUGCAAACCACGGGAUGGAGCUGAUUAAUCAACCCCCCCCUUCCCCCCCUCUCGCUGGGCUUGAU
Durusdinium trenchii is the source of this 3535-nucleotide messenger RNA. The record is from the annotation of a GenBank genome assembly. Lineage: Eukaryota; Dinophyceae; Suessiales; Symbiodiniaceae.